Molecule: messenger RNA, 1581 nt
Organism: Trichophyton rubrum CBS 118892
Lineage: Eukaryota; Fungi; Ascomycota; Eurotiomycetes; Onygenales; Arthrodermataceae
Exons: 2
Coding region: 1-1581 (526 amino acids)
Biological process (GO): proteasome-mediated ubiquitin-dependent protein catabolic process
Cellular component (GO): nucleus
Molecular function (GO): ubiquitin binding
Source: RefSeq, a predicted model, not a curated record
AUGGCCGACACGACCGUGGCCCAGUUCGUAGAGAUUACGGGAGCCUCUCCGGAGAUCGCUGCCCAGUACCUACAACUGGCAGACAGCAAUAUUGAGAGCGCCAUGCAGCUUUAUUUUGAGAAUGGAGGCAACCCUAUCCAACCUACUGCGGACUCAUCCGCUCCACAGUCAUCGACAAGGCCUGGACAGUCCACCGGUUACCAAGAUGAGGAUGGAGUGAUACACCUAGAUUCUGAGGAUGAGAACAAUGGAGGCGUUCCUGUGGGCCAAGAGGGAGCUGCCCAGGCGGCUGGUAACACCUUUGAUGCAGACCUGGAGAUGGCGAGAAGGCUACAGGAAGAGUUUUAUACUGGUGGUGAUCCGACAGAUAAUGUUCGGGCCCCAAUAGAGAGGAGGACAGAGACACUCGUAGGACCAGGUCUUGAUAAUGGAUUCCAGCCAGAUAUAAUGGAGCAUCUACAUUCAAGAGCGGCUCGUAGAGCAGGUCGACCCGGAAUCUUUAACCAAAGAGAUGUUGAUCGCUCCAUCUGGACCGAAGGUGCGGAUGCGUCAAGCUCAGACGUCCUUGCACGCGCAACCGGAGGCGCUUCUGAGGCGUCAUCCAAGGCCAACAUGCUUGCUGAGAUGUACCGACCUCCUUUCGAACUUAUGUCCCGCCUACCCUGGGACCUUGCACGGGACGAAGGUCGGGAAAAGAUGAAGUGGCUGCUGGUCAAUAUUCAAGACUCGUCCAUUUUUGACUGCCAACUAUUAAAUCGAGAUCUAUGGAAGAACGAUGGCGUCAAGGAGACAAUAAGAGCGCACUUCUUGUUUAUGCAAUAUUCCAAAGAUGACCCGCGCGGCGCCCAGUAUAUCCAGUACUAUUUCCCCGGCCACGACGUAGCCGACAACUACCCGCACAUUGCCAUCGUCGACCCACGGACCGGCGAGCAAGUGAAGACUUGGAGCGGCCCGCCCGUAGUCAAAGCUCCUGACUUUUUGAUGCAGCUACACGAGUUCCUCGAUAGAUACAGUCUCGACCAUAACGUCCGCAACCCAGUCGCAAAACGGAAGCCAGAAGUCACUCCUCAGUCAAAGAUAGAUACGAUGACUGAGGAAGAAAUGCUAGACAUGGCAUUGAAGAACAGUCUUGUGGGCCCGGAACCAACUAAAGCAGAAGACCCAGACGAUCUGACUCGGAGUAUUGGAGAUAUCAAGGGCAAAGGCAAGGCUACUGAUACUGGCGAAAAGGGUGAUGCGGACAUGUCUAAUGGACCGGAAGAUGAGGAGCCGUCAUUCUCAGAUUCACCAUUUUUCAAGAUACCCUCUGACAAGCCACAUACUGAACCAGCUGCAGAUCCAGCAACCACCACUAGAAUCCAGUUCCGCCACUCGUCGGGUCGUGUAAUUCGACGGUUUGCGCUCUCGGACCCCGUCCAGCGGCUCUAUGAAUGGCUCAAGGCGUCGCCUUUAGAAGACAAGCAUGGCGUGGAGUUUGAGCUUGUAUCCAUGGGCCAGAAUUUAAUAUCCUUACUCGACAAGACCAUCGAAGAGGCUGGUCUUAAAAAUGGAACAGUCAUGGUUGGCUUCAUCGAAGACUAG